AUGAAACAUAAAAGAAAACUUCGUUUAAUUUUUCGUUACUUGCCCAGACGUUUAUUAUAUACUUUUAUUUAUGCUGUAUUUAUUGUUUUUCUAAUAUAUUUCUACAAAACAGUUACUGUUGAACGUGUUAAGAUUAGAGAAAAUUCUCAAAAAUUUGCAGCUGAUGGUGUUGAUCCUUUUUUGUCUUAUAGAUCUCUUCCAAAGAAGGAUUGGCUAGAUAAAGGGUUUUAUGAAAAGGAGCAGAAAAGGGAAGGAAAUGGUGAAGUUGGCAAAGGAUUUGUUGUUAAGAAAGAAAAUAAUCAGACUUUGGAAAAAAUUUUGGAUACUCUAUAUCGUGCAAAUGGAUAUAAUGCCUAUGUCAGUGACCAUAUUGCCUUAGAUAGAAGUGUUAAAGAUAUUAGACAUCCUGGAUGUAAAACAAAAACUUAUAUUGAAAGACUCCCUUCUGUUUCGGUUAUUUUGCCUUUUCAUGAUGAACAUUAUUCAACAUUAUUGAGGAGUGGAUAUUCAAUAAUUAAUAGAUCACCUUCUGAUGUUCUUAAAGAAAUUAUUUUUGUGGAUGAUUCUAGCACAAAACCGGAAUUGAAAGAACCUUUUGAGCAACAUUGGAAAGCUAAAAGUUUGGAUAAUAUUGUGAAAGUUGUUAGAACAAGUAAAAGAGAAGGCUUAAUUCGUGCCCGUGCUAUUGGUGCUCGUGCUGCUAAUGCUGAUAUUAUUAUUUUUUUGGAUGCUCAUUCUGAAGCUAAUUAUAAUUGGUUACCUCCAUUAAUUGAACCUAUUGCUUUAAAUUAUAGAACUGUUGUUUGCCCUUUUGUGGAUGUAAUUGAUUGUGAUACUUAUGAAUAUAGAGCACAGGAUGAAGGGGCGAGAGGUUCAUUCGAUUGGGAAUUUAAUUAUAAACGUCUACCAUUAACUGAAGAUGAUUUAAAAUCGCCAACAAAACCAUUUAAAAGUCCAGUAAUGGCUGGUGGUUAUUUUGCAAUAAGUACAAAAUGGUUUUGGGAAUUGGGAGGUUAUGAUGAAGGUUUGGAUAUUUGGGGAGGAGAACAAUACGAAUUAAGUUUUAAAAUUUGGCAAUGUCAUGGACAAUUAGUAGAUGCUCCCUGUUCUCGUGUUGGACAUAUUUAUAGAUGCAAAUAUAUUCCUUUUCCUAAUCCAGGUGUUGGAGAUUUUAUUUCAAGAAAUUAUCGUCGUGUAGCAGAAGUUUGGAUGGAUGAAUAUAAAAAACAUUUAUAUAAGAGAAGACCGGCAUUGGAAACGGCAGAUGAAGGUGAUUUAACUAAACAAAAAGCAGUUAGAGAAAGACUUAAAUGUAAAUCUUUUGAUUGGUUUAUGAAGGAAAUUGCUUUUGAUCAAGAAUAUUUUUAUCCAGCUAUAGAACCCCCAGAUGGGGCUAACGGAGAAUUAAAGAAUUUAGCAGCCAAAAAAUGUGUGGAUACUGGAUAUGAAGGGUCUGGGUCUAAAUUGAAGUUGGAAAAAUGUAAAAGUGAAGACAGUUCUGUUAGAGGAGAACAGGAUUUUCGUUUCUCUUUUUGGGAAGAUAUUCGACCUAAAGGAAGAAAUUUGUGUUUUGAUGUUGCCCAAAAUCAACCAAAAGCAUCCAUUACAUUAUUUGCUUGUCAUGGAAUGAAAGGAAAUCAGGCAAAAAUUUUUUGA
Molecule: messenger RNA, 1656 nt
Organism: Meloidogyne enterolobii
Lineage: Eukaryota; Metazoa; Nematoda; Chromadorea; Rhabditida; Meloidogynidae
Source: the annotation of a GenBank genome assembly